AUGACUUGUCAAAAUACUUAACCUUUGAACUCACUCAGGAUCACCGUUUAGAAGCCUUACAUUUCGCAUUUCUCAUUAAAUGUUUACACGAGAAACAUGGAAGAAUUUAUAAAAUUAAACGGACAAACCGUUGGUCGUGAUAGACAAGCAAGGUUAAUUCAGUACUUAUCAAGAGUAAUUUGGUAUAAAUUACAACAAAAUAACCGAAAUGGAGUUGAAACCUUUAAAAAUUUAGAGUUCCAUUUAAGUUCAUUCAGAAAAUUGUUACGCUUUGGAAAAUGCGUUGACAUAGUUUACUCAAUCCUUCCAUUAUUAAAACAUAAGGACCCAACGAUAAGAACAACAGUAAUCUUAAGCAGAUUAAACACAGCUCUAUUCUUAUUAGGAGAUCACAUUUUGUGGUUGGGACGAUCGGAUUUAUGUUCUGUUAAUACAGACAAAUGGGGUCGGUUAUCAACCCAAUACUGGUUUUAUUCCCUUAUUUUUAAUUUAUUACGAGAUCUAUAUGAAGUUACAAACAUUUUAAAAUCACACAAAACAAGUUUAAUUCCAUCCAAAGGCAUUUCAAGUCUUCCAGACGUUUUAAAAGUACUAACAACGUCCCUUUUAUUAUUACAAUCACAUCGAAACGUUUUAAUCGAUAUUAUUAAAAACGGUUGCGAUAUUUUUAUUCCUAUGACAUCUUUGGGUUAUACAAAGUUAUCCCCAAGUACUGUGGGUACAUUGGGGGUUAUUUCUUCUAUUGCAGGAUUACUUAUAGUUUUAAAUCCAAAAAAUAAAUUGUCACCUUAAUAAAUUUGUUUAAAAAUUUUAUAAAACGUUGUGAAAGUGCAAAUGUUAUCUAAUCAGAACGUCUAUUUUUAGAUACACUUUAAUCUUAAAAUAUUGUUUUUUUGGUAUUUACUAUUUUGAAGCUAAUCGAGAUUUUAUAUGAAAACUUUUUAUAACACGUUGAUAAUAAAUGUAAUUUUAAAAUAUUAAAAAUAUUUUGAAAAACUUGCUAAGUAAAACAGAAAUAUGUUCAAUUUUAAAAUCGUCGUUAUCCGUAAAAUAGAAAUCUACACUUUUGAAGUAAAUAGUAUUUAAGUUAUCUCAUAGAUGACCUUACUACGAGGAUUUUAAACUUUUAAUAUAUUUAAUUUUGAA
Molecule: messenger RNA, 1146 nt
Organism: Onthophagus taurus
Lineage: Eukaryota; Metazoa; Arthropoda; Insecta; Coleoptera; Scarabaeidae
Gene: Pex11ab
Product: peroxisomal biogenesis factor 11ab
Biological process (GO): peroxisome fission
Cellular component (GO): peroxisomal membrane
Source: RefSeq, a predicted model, not a curated record